Molecule: messenger RNA, 2286 nt
Organism: Aureobasidium pullulans EXF-150
Lineage: Eukaryota; Fungi; Ascomycota; Dothideomycetes; Dothideales; Saccotheciaceae
Product: ras GTPase activator
Exons: 6
Coding region: 1-2286 (761 amino acids)
Biological process (GO): regulation of GTPase activity; regulation of actin cytoskeleton organization
Cellular component (GO): cell cortex
Molecular function (GO): protein binding; GTPase activator activity
Source: RefSeq, a predicted model, not a curated record
AUGGUCGGCCGACAGAACACGCGCUCUUCUCACGAUGGCGCCAGGUCAACGCGCACCUCGAAGCGCUAUUCCAUGACAGCCUUGUAUCUGUCUAUGAAUGCGAACCCGCGCGAACUCGAGAUUGAAGAUGAUCUUGCACGCGCCCAGAAGGUGCUCCGCGACCUCAAAUCAAAGAUCUCGUCGCAGUCCAAGAAGAACUUUGUACUGGAGAAGGAUGUGCGAUACCUCGACUCGAGAAUUGCCUUGCUCGUGCAGAAUCGCAUGGCUUUGGAAGAGCGCAACGAAGUAGCCGAUCAUUUAGACGAGUCCGACGAACUUACAGAGGGUGCAUUCCCCAACGACGACAAGACGCAGAAAUAUGGCAACCUGUUGUUCCUACUCCAAUCCGAGCCGAAACACAUCGCUCACUUGUGUCGUCUGGUCACGCUGGCCGAGAUCGAUCAAUUGCUACAGACAGUCAUGUUCACCAUCUACGGAAACCAGUACGAGAGCCGUGAAGAGCACUUGCUGCUCACCAUGUUCCAGUCUGUUCUCACCUACCAAUUCGACAACACGCCUGAUUAUUCAUCCCUUCUCCGUGCCAAUACCCCCGUCUCCCGCAUGAUGACGACCUACACUCGCAGAGGUCCGGGUCAAGGAUACUUGAAGACGGUUCUAUCCGAACAAAUCAACUAUGUUACCAGCAAGCUGCGCGACGUCGACCUCGAGAUCAACCCGCUCAAAGUAUACGAGACUAUGAUGGCCGAGCGUGCCUCAAUCCGCGGCUCUACGUCGAGUCUCCCUCCCGGUGGCAUCACGGCCGAAGAGGCUGCUGCAAAUCCUCAAGUCCAAGCCAUCAUCAGCCGCAGGGUCGGCCAAUUGAUUCAGCUUGCCAACUACUUCCUCGACACGAUUGUCAACAACCUGGACGAGACGCCUUACGGUAUUCGAUGGAUAUGCAAGCAGAUUAGGAGUCUCUCGAGGAGAAAGUACCCGGAUGCACACGACCAGACCAUUUGCACCUUGAUUGGUGGUUUCUUCUUCCUGCGCUUCAUCAACCCUGCAAUAGUCACUCCCAGGUCUUAUAUGCUUAUUGAGCAGAACCCCGCCGAGAACCCUAAGCGCACUCUUACCUUGGUCGCAAAGAUGCUCCAGAACCUGGCUAAUAAGCCCUCCUACGCCAAAGAACCGUACAUGUCCGUACUCCAGCCUUUCAUCCAACAAAACAAAGAACGCAUGAAUAAGUUUCUGCUUGAUUUGUGCGAGGUUCAAGACUUUUACGAGACGCUGGAAAUGGACAACUACGUCGCUCUGUCCAAGAAGGACCUCGAGUUGCCCAUCUCGCUCAAUGAAGUUUACGCUAUGCACGCACUUCUCGAAAAGCACACCCAGGAACUGGUAGUAAGAGACGAAGGCUCGCACUUGAAGAUUCUCUUGCAAGAUCUGGGUCCAGCACCAGCACAACUUCCAAGGAAAGAGAACCGUGCAAUCAACCUUCCGUUGUACAGCAAGUGGGAGACGGCACUGGACGACCUGACGGCCGCGCUCGACAUCACUCAAGAGGAGGUCUUCUUUAUGGAGGCAAAGUCGACAUUCGUCAUGAUCCUACGCUCCUUGCCCGCCAACGCAGUCGUUGCACGACGACCACUUCGUCUUGACAGAGUCGCCGAAGCAGCUGCCACCACAAAGAAUGACUCGGUCAUGGUGCGCAAGGGUAUCCGUAGCAUGGAGUUGCUGAGCCAAUUGAACGAUAUGGGCAUGAUCGACAAAGCAGACAACUACGCUUCUUUGCGCGACGAGGUCGAGCAAGAAUUAAAUCACCUCGGUUCGUUGAAGGAGAAAGUCAUUACUGAGAGUCAAAAACUUGAGGAAGUUUACCAGACAAUACGGGAUCACAACGCAUACCUUGUCGGCCAGCUUGAGACAUACAAGUCAUACUUGCACAACGUCAGAGGCCAAUCUGAGGGCACCACGAAGCGUGUGCAAAACCAGAAGGUUCUCGGCCCAUACAAGUUCACACACGCUCAACUGGAGAAGGAAGGCGUGAUUCAAAGGAGUAAUGUGCCUCCGAAUCGACAAGCGAACAUCUAUUUCAACAUGACCAGCCCGAGCCCAGGAACAUUUAUCAUCUCCUUGCACUACAAGGGCAGAAAUCGUGGACUCCUGGAGCUCGAUCUAAAACUCGACGAUUUGCUCGAGAUGCAAAAGGACAGCCAAGAAGAUCUUGAUCUCGAAUACGUCCAGUUCAACGUUUCGAAGCUGCUCGUCCAUCUCAACAAGAAGUUCGCACGGAAACGAGGCUGGUAG